Tachysurus vachellii is the source of this 2660-nucleotide messenger RNA. RefSeq names its product plasminogen (gene plg). Gene Ontology annotation, biological process: proteolysis. Gene Ontology annotation, molecular function: serine-type endopeptidase activity; signaling receptor binding. The transcript has 19 exons. The record is from RefSeq and is a predicted model, not a curated record. NCBI's taxonomy places the organism in Eukaryota, Metazoa, Chordata, Actinopteri, Siluriformes, Bagridae. Bases 73 to 2520 code for a protein of 815 amino acids.
AUUAUUUGUCUUAUUGACAUGGCCUACGAGUAAAAAAGCUGCUCUGAAAUCAGUGUGUGUUAGUGUUACAGCAUGGAUGCUCACAAAACGACUCUGCUUUUUGGGUUUUUCCUUUAUGCAGGUCUCUUUCAAGUCCAGACGCAGAGUGCAGAUUUAGAUUCGUACGUUAAAACAGAUGGCGCUUGGAUUUUCACGUUGCAAAAAAGAGCGUACAUUACAGCAAAGGUGGAGGAAUGUGCACUAAAGUGUGAUGUAGAAACACUGUUCACAUGCAGAUCUUUUGUUUUCAUCGAGAAAGAUCAGGAAUGUUUUACAAUUCCAGCUAACUCUAAGACAGAGCAGGUGUAUCGGAGAACGAGUACAGCUCUGUUUGAAAAGAAACGUUAUUUACUCGAUUGUUUGAACGGCGUCGGUAGCGACUACAGAGGGACACAAAGCAGGACAAAAUCAGGAAAACUGUGUCAGCGCUGGGAAGCUCUGUUCCCUCACAAGCCAAACAUCUCGCCCAAGACGCACCCGAAAGCUGACCUGGAGUCCAAUUACUGUCGAAACCCAGACGGAGACAGUCAGGGCCCCUGGUGCUACACCACAGACAUAAAUAAGAGAUGGGAGCACUGUUCCAUUCCCAGCUGCAGUGAAGAAUGCAUGUACUGUAGUGGAGAAAACUACAGAGGGAAGAUCUCCAUCACUGAGGGAGGAUUCACCUGCCAACAAUGGGACUCCCAGAAACCCCAUAAUCAUGGAUACAAUCCCAAUGUUUUUCCUGAGAAGUACUUGGAGGAGAACUACUGCAGAAAUCCAGAUGGAGAACCCAGACCUUGGUGUUUCACUACAAAUCCAUCCAAACGCUGGGAUUUCUGCUUGAUCCCUCGCUGCACGACCCAGCCUCCAACCACUGCACCAGAGGUCACCUGUAUUACAGGAGACGGGAACUCUUACAGAGGCACUCUUGCUGUGACCAAAUCAGGGAAAACUUGCCAAUCAUGGUCAUCUCAGUUUCCUCAGAAGCAUUCAAGAACACCAGAGAACUACCCGUGCAAAGAUCUGGACAAUAACUACUGCAGAAACCCUGACAACGAGAGGAGCCCCUGGUGUUACACCACCGACCCUGAAACCCGCUGGGAGUACUGCAAUAUAUCGAGCUGUGGUGCUGAGCCACACCCAGAUGAACCAGUUAUUGCUCCAGCUGAGGACUGUUACACAGGAAACGGCAGCUCAUACCGUGGGGUCAUGUCAGAGACCAUCACUGGGAAGAAGUGUCAGUCUUGGAGCUCUAUGAACCCUCAUAAACAUUCAAAGACACCACAGCAAUUCCCCAAUGGAGACUUGAGAAGAAACCUGUGCAGGAACCCUGAUGGUGACAGGGCUCCAUGGUGCUACACCACUGACCCCACUGUACGCUGGGAGUACUGUAAGAUAGAGCGCUGUGGUAGCAUUCCUCCAACUCAGACCAAUCAGGGUGUGCGUCCUCCCCCGAUCGUCAUACAACAGGCUCCUCCUUCUAUAAAACCCACAGAAAAAGAAAAUGAAGAUUGCAAGAUCGGCAUCGGAGAAGAUUAUCGAGGUUCGAUAUCGAUUACUGCAGAAGGAGUAACCUGCCAAGCAUGGAGUGCAACAACGCCCCACAUGACCAACUUUAAUGAUAUGACGCACCCUGGGAAGGGUCUGGAGUCUAAUAAUUGCAGAAAUCCUGACGGUGACACGAACGGACCUUGGUGUUACACGAUGAAUACGGCAAAGAAAUGGGACUACUGUAAUGUUCGAGACUGCGCAGAAACAAAAUGCGGACAGCCUGUAGCAAAACCCAGGCGCUGCUUUGGCCGGAUUGUCGGAGGAUGCACCUCUAAACCUCACUCUUGGCCUUGGCAGAUCAGUCUCAGGACCACCACCGGCCUGCACUUCUGUGGAGGAACUUUAAUUGAUGCCCAGUGGGUCCUUACAGCAGCUCACUGCCUCGAAAGAUCUAACAGACCGUCUGCCUACAAAGUAUACAUGGGAAUCCAUACAGAACGUGCAACUGAGGCCUCCAAACAGAUCCGUAACCUGGACAAUAUUAUAAAGGGGCCACCAGGAACAGAUAUCGCUUUACUCAAGCUGGAUAGGCCAGCUAUUUUAAAUGAUAAAGUGUCUAAGGUGUGUUUGCCUCAAAAAGAUUACAUCGUACCCAGUGGGACAGAGUGCUAUGUUACAGGCUGGGGAGAAACCCAAGGAACGGGUGGAGAAGGCAUUCUGAAGGAGACGGGUUUCCCAGUUAUAGAAAACAAAGUGUGUAAUCGUCCCGAAUACCUGAACAACAGAGUGAAGGACCACGAGAUGUGUGCAGGAAACAUAGAGGGAGGAACUGAUAGCUGUCAGGGUGACAGUGGAGGUCCCCUAGUAUGUUAUGGUCAGAACACCUUCAUUCUCCAGGGAGUAACAUCAUGGGGUCUCGGCUGUGCCAAUGCCAUGAAGCCUGGUGUGUACGCUCGCGUCUCCAAGUUCACUGACUGGAUAGAAAAACAGACGGGAAUCAAAUCCUGAAAACUUUCAAAGUAAAUCAACGGUUCUUUGUUUCUGAACUAAUUUUAAAGUCUCAGAAAUGAACACAAUGAUUUAUUUUUAAUUGCCUCUAAUUUUAACAGAUGGCAAUUUAUAUGCACAGAUUAAAAAAGAAAAACUUG